Messenger RNA from Ctenocephalides felis (cat flea), 983 nucleotides. Its product is annotated as ATP synthase mitochondrial F1 complex assembly factor 2-like. NCBI's taxonomy places the organism in Eukaryota, Metazoa, Arthropoda, Insecta, Siphonaptera, Pulicidae. The transcript is spliced from 6 exons. The coding region runs from base 41 to 856 and encodes 271 amino acids. Gene Ontology annotation, biological process: mitochondrial proton-transporting ATP synthase complex assembly. Gene Ontology annotation, cellular component: mitochondrion. The record is from RefSeq and is a predicted model, not a curated record.
GACAUUUAAUAAUUCAGUAUAUGUUUAUAUUUCAAUAGAUAUGUCGCUAAAUAUGAUCAAUAAACUUUUCAAAGUUAAUUAUAAUGCGACAUUGCAAAUUAGAUGUUAUGCAACAAGAAAAAGGUUUUACAAAAAGACAAAUAUAUUAUAUAGUGAUGGAAAAUAUGAAGUGACAUUAGAUCAACGAAAAUUAAAAUCGCCUUCAGGAAAACCAUUUAGAGUUCAAGUUCAACCUCUUGCUUUAGCUGUAGCGACAGAAUGGGAAGCACAGAAAAAGAAUAUACAACAGGGAACCAUGUAUUUGAACGCAUUAUGCUCUACAUUGAUAGAUAAUCCCAGCAAUUUAACAAAACCUGACAUGGUAAAUUAUAUUGUUAAUUAUUUAACAACAGAUGCUUUGCUUUUCCAUUCGGCGUCAGAUGAUCCACUAUAUGCUCUCCAAUGUAAAGAAUGGGAUCCAAUAAUUGAAUGGUUUUGCGAUAGAUACAAAGUCAAUGUUAAAAAAUCCAGAGACAUCACCCCUCCUGAAAUUAGUGAAGAGUCAAAAAUGGCUCUUUCAAAUUAUUUAUAUUCCCAUAAUAUUGCAUCUAUGCAGGGAUUAGUUUUUGCAGUUGAUACAGUUAAAUCAGUCAUUCUAGCAUUAGCUUGUGCCGAUAAAUUCAUUAGUACGGAAAAAGCAUCAUAUUUAUCUAGACUUGAAGAAGAAUUUCAGUUGGGGCAUUGGGGUCGGGUAGAAUGGGCGCAUGAUGUUGAACAACUGCAGCUACAAGCUAGAUUAUCUGCAGCUACCAUGUUUAUACACUUAAAUACAUUUGAAAUGUUUGUUAAAUCAAAGAGAAAUAUAGAGGAUGUAUAAAAAUUGUAGAACAAAUAGAAGUAUGUAUAAUUUCAUUAUUUAUUUUUAUUCACUUGUUUCUCAAUGAUUCUCUUAUACUACAUUUUGCUAAAGCCUUUAAAUGUUUCGCAUAUUCUUUUUUACUUUU